AUAUUUGGUUUUGGAUUCCAAAACAUAGAAUUGAAAACGUUACAUAUUGCAUGGUUUUUCAUUCAUUUUUUUCUAUUUACAAAUUUUUUUUAAUGCACAUCCACAUAAAGAAAACAAAUCUGGCUUACAAAGAGAGAUGGAAUCCAAUUUUCAGAGGAAAAAAAACACACACACACACACGCUCUCCCAUAGACAAAGCAAAGCAUAUUUUGGUCUAUCAAGACAUUUACAUAACAACGAAAACCUAGUGGAACCACUUCAUUAAUGAGCCAUGAAAACAGUAGAUUUCUUCUUCUCCUUUUCCUCUUUCAAAUGGGCCAACAUGGUUGUAAUGGUCGUUGCUGUUUUUAUAAAUUUCGUAUCUGGUAUAUAUAUAUAUAAUAUUUUUCAUGGAGCUUCUGUUUCAUGCUUUAUUAAAACUUUGGGGUUAUAUUGUUAUUUGUCGAAUUCGUUUACGUUUUACGUGAUAUAUGAUUUUUGUAAUUUUCCGUUUAUUGGUACAGGAGUGGAAGCAAGCAUCGGCGUGAAUUACGGCACAUUAGCAAACAACCUCCAGCCGCCGAGGCAAGUGGCGGAGUUCCUCCUCCGGUCCACCGUCAUCAACCGUGUUCGCCUCUUCGAUACCGAUCCCCAAAUCCUCCGAUCAUUCUCCGGCACCGGCAUCGCCACCUCCGUCACCGUCCCCAAUGACCUUAUCCCCAACCUCACCAACCUCUCCUUCGCUCAGCAAUGGCUCUCCCUCUCCAUCCAACCCUUCUUCCCCUCCACCAACAUCGUCCGCAUCCUCGUCGGUAACGAGGUCUUGUCCACGGGAAACCGCCUCCUCAUCGGAAACCUCGUCCCGGCUAUGCAGUCCCUCCAUACUGCCCUCGCCUCCGUCUCCCUCCACCGCCGCAUACAGAUCUCCACCCCUCACUCCCUCGGGAUUCUCUCCAAUUCCUCUCCUCCUUCCUCCGGCAAGUUCCGACAAGGCUACGACACUCACGUACUCAAGCCCCUCCUCAGCUUCCUCAAAGCUACGGAUUCGCCGUUCAUGGUGAAUCCCUACCCGUUCUUCGGAUGUUCUUCCGAUACGCUCGAUCUGGCACUGUUUCGGCCGAAUCCGGGAUUAUUCGACGAGGAUUCAAAGCUCUUGUACACGAAUAUGCUCGAUGCGCAGCUUGAUUCCGUGUAUUCCGCGCUGGAUCGCCUAGGGUUUCCAGACGUCGAGAUCGUGAUCGGCGAGACCGGCUGGCCAUCGGCAGGCGACGACGGUCAGAUCGGAGCUGAUCCGGAGACGGCCGCCGAAUACAACAAGAACCUUCUAGCGCGUGUGAAUUCCGGCGUGGGGACGCCGUUAAUGCCGAAUCGGACGUUCGAGACCUACAUCUUCGCGCUCUUCAACGAAGAUCUGAAAUCGGGACCAACGUGCGAGCGUAAUUUUGGGCUGUUCAGACCGGAUAUGACGCCGGUUUACGACAUUGGGAUUCUCCGGCCAACGGCACCCCCGCCGCAGCCCCCGCCGCCUCCGGCGAUGAUCACCGUCGUGUUUUAUACUGUUUGUUAUCAGUCGCAGUUGGCCUUCUAUUCAUUCCUUAUUUACACGGCUAGGUCAUCGAAUCCGAAUGACAGCCCUUGGAAUUCGCCGCCGCCGUCAGAGUCGACCGGAAAACGGUGGUGCGUCGCGAAAUCGGAAGCUGAACCGGCGGAUAUACAAAGGAACAUCGACUACGUAUGUGGGUUGGGCCUAGACUGUAGGCCCAGUAAAGAAAAUGGGCCGUGCUUUGAUCCGGAUGUGGUCCAAGCCCAUUCUGCUUACGCCAUGAAUUUGUUCUACCACACCAUGGGGAAGCACGAUUUCGACUGCGAUUUUACCAAACCGGGGUUAUAACUUAUAACCGACGUCAACCUUGGUUAUGGAGAAUGCCAUUAUCAAGGUUGAUUGGGGAAUUUUAGGACCCGAAUGAUGAGUGCCGUGUUGGUCGUGUUAUCUCAUAUCUUCAUUUUUUGCUUACGAUUAUUUUUUCAAUUUCACAUCAAAAUUUUUCUACCUCAACAAC
This is a messenger RNA of Tarenaya hassleriana, 2039 nucleotides long. Its product is annotated as glucan endo-1,3-beta-glucosidase. Gene Ontology annotation, molecular function: hydrolase activity, hydrolyzing O-glycosyl compounds. NCBI's taxonomy places the organism in Eukaryota, Viridiplantae, Streptophyta, Magnoliopsida, Brassicales, Cleomaceae. The transcript has 3 exons. The record is from RefSeq and is a predicted model, not a curated record. The coding region runs from base 272 to 1870 and encodes 532 amino acids. Gene Ontology annotation, biological process: carbohydrate metabolic process. Gene Ontology annotation, cellular component: plasma membrane.